Messenger RNA from Mesorhabditis spiculigera, 690 nucleotides. The record is from the annotation of a GenBank genome assembly. Lineage: Eukaryota; Metazoa; Nematoda; Chromadorea; Rhabditida; Rhabditidae.
AUGGAGGCGACAACCAUGCUGGUCCAAAGCCCCAUCACCCACGUCAUUUUCGACUUCGACGGGCUCUUGGUAGAUACCGAGAUCAACUACACCUUAGCGAACGAUAUGAUGUUGAAGCGCUAUGGAAAGCAAUUCACGAUCGACCUGAAGAAAGGUCAGAUGGGUCGCAAGCAUGAUGAGGCGAUUCAAUACCUUCUCGAUCAGACGGGGAUUUCACACCUGGUGACGGUACCGGAAUAUUCAAAGGACUACGACUCUUUCCUCUUCGAAAUGCACAAGAAAUCGCCGGCCAAAGCUGGCGCUGAACGGCUCGUGCGGCAUUUAGUUAAUUCAGGAAUUCCCACUGCGAUCUGCACUGGCUCCGAUACAAAGGAUUUCCCGGUGAAAGCGGAUCUGCACAAGGAUUGGGUUGAUCUGAUUCCCCUAAAAGUCUUAACUGGUGACGAUCCGAAGGUGCAGCGCGGAAAGCCGUUCCCCGAUGGUUUCUUGGAGACGAUGCAACGUUUUCCAAUCGCACCUGCUUCCCCGAGCAAUGUUCUGGUGUUUGAAGAUGCUCCAAACGGCGUGAAGGCCGCGCUUGCCGCCGGUAUGCAUUGCGUGAUGGUGCCCGAUCCACUCUGGCGACCAGAUGCCGAAUUUGCUGCGACGAUUACGCAGCCUCACGUUUUUGGACUGCCAAACUACGCGGCA